AAUAACCGAGUGGGCUUUCAUUUUUAUUUUUUUGUUAUAUAUAGUUUUUAUAAAAUUGAAAUGCGAUUUAGAAACGACACAAUAGAUGUUUUGGACCUUUAUUAACUUGGCAUGCAUCCAAUCAAAUUUCGAGUGUUUACAAAAUUAAAAGCUAGCUUUGUCCAAUCACAAGAUCGAUUGCCGAAGACCCAGCAUUAUCCCAUCAAUCGCAAAUUAUCGAAAGCUUCUCCAUUGGACCACAAUUUGAGUGUGAAUCAAAUAAAUAAGAUUAAAAAUCAAUUAUGGACGCAACAGAUCAAAGAUAUGCGACCGAGCUCCGAUGAGAAAUUGAAGACUUUUAGAUUGCGCAUGGAGACUUUUACGGAUUCAGUGGAAAAGUAUAACUGUUUGAUGGCCCUACGAGACAACGAUCUAGAAUUGUAUCAAAAUUAUCUGUGUAAAUACCUUGUCGAUGUGUUGUCUAUAUUCAAUGCGAUCAAUGGCCCUGCUGCUCCGUGGGGUCCAGAGAGCACCGAAUCUCUGUACAGUAUUAAUCGAUUUCCUAGUUUUGAGAGGGAGUUUACGAAAUGGACGAAUAAUCCAACUGAAUGGCUGGAGAGGCAGGAUCAUUGCAUAAAUGAUCCAAUGAUCAAGAAGAGUUCUGCGCUGGGCAUGCAUGUUUCCGAGUUCUUAAAUUCUGAUUGCUUGCUGUUUUUAAAAUAUUGGGGUUCCCACUUCCAUUCUAAAAUCAGGAGAAAUCUGGUCCAGAUGAGCUGCGGUGAUAAUAACCACACCAAAUCAAUGGACAGCAAUACUGAUAUGGAAAGUAAAGAGGAAGUAAUACAAUUACGAAAAUGCAUACGCACCUUCCAGGAUGUUUUGGACUAUGUAAAGCCACAUUAUCCCUAUCGCGACAAGGGCCUGGCCGUCUUUACCAGCGGCGGCGACUCGCAGGGCAUGAAUGCGGCGGUGAGAGCCUGUGUGCGUAUGGCCAUCUAUUUGGGAUGCAAGGUCUACUUCAUCCGGGAAGGCUACCAGGGCAUGGUGGAUGGUGGCGAAUGUAUCCAGGAAGCAUCGUGGGCAUCGGUCUCGUCGAUUAUACACCGUGGUGGCACGAUCAUUGGCUCAGCCCGUUGCCAGGACUUUCGUGAGCGCGCCGGCCGCCUAAAGGCCGCCAACAACCUGAUCCAGCGGGGCAUUACCAAUCUGGUGGUAAUUGGCGGCGAUGGCUCCCUGACCGGCGCCAACUUGUUCCGUCAGGAGUGGCCCAGCCUGCUGGACGAGCUCUCGAAGAAUGGCACCAUUAAUGCCGAGCAGAAGGAGAAGUACAAUGUGCUGCACAUCGUCGGCUUGGUGGGAUCGAUUGAUAACGAUUUCUGUGGCACGGACAUGACCAUCGGCACGGAUACCGCACUGCAUCGCAUUAUCGAGGCGAUCGAUGCCAUUUCCAGCACCGCCUACUCCCAUCAGCGCACCUUCAUUAUGGAGGUCAUGGGUCGUCAUUGCGGCUAUUUACCAGUUGUAGCUGGCGUUAUAUCCGAGGCAGAUUAUGUCUUUCUGCCAGAGUCUCCGCCUCCGCAAGAUUGGCCCGAUAGACUGAUACUCAAACUGGAACAGGAACGUAAGGCUGGCCAACGUCUGAACAUUGUUAUUGUUGCGGAGGGCGCCAUGGACCGCGAAGGCCACCCAAUUACCGCUGAGGAUGUGCGAAAGGUGAUCGAUGAGCGUCUCAAACACGAUGCUCGCAUCACUGUGCUGGGCCAUGUGCAGCGUGGCGGCAAUCCCAGCGCCUUCGACCGUAUAUUGGCCUGUCGCAUGGGCGCUGAGGCCACUCUGGCCCUGAUGGAGGCCACAGAAGUAUCGGUGCCAGUUGUCAUUUCCCUGGACGGCAACCAGACGGUUCGUGUGCCAUUGAUGGAGUGUGUUGAACGCACCCAGGCCGUGGCCAGGGCCAUGGCGGAGCACCGUUGGGCGGAUGCCGUUAAGCUGCGAGGACGUUCGUUUGAACGCAAUCUGGAAACCUACAAGAUGUUGACCCGGUUGAAGCCGCCCAAGGAGUGCUUCGAUGAACAGGGCAAGGGCAUUGAGGGCUACAGGCUGGCCGUGAUGCACAUCGGUGCCCCAGCCUGCGGCAUGAAUGCGGCCGUGCGCAGCUUUGUGCGAAAUGCCAUUUAUCGCGGCGAUGUUGUCUACGGCAUCAACGAUGGCGUCGAGGGUCUCAUUGCUGGCAAUGUACGCGAGCUGGGCUGGUCUGAUGUGUCUGGCUGGGUGGGCCAAGGUGGCGCCUAUUUGGGCACUAAGCGUACGCUGCCCGAGGGCAAAUUCAAGGAGAUCGCUGCACGUCUCAAGGAGUUCAAGAUCCAGGGUCUGCUGAUCAUUGGCGGAUUCGAGAGCUAUCAUGCCGCUGGCCAAAUCUCUGAUCAGCGUGACAAUUAUCCAGAAUUUUGCAUACCCAUUGUGGUCGUUCCGGCCACCAUUUCGAACAAUGUGCCUGGCACUGAAUUCUCGCUGGGCUGCGAUACUGGCCUCAAUGAGAUAACCGAAAUCUGCGAUCGCAUUCGCCAAUCGGCUCAGGGCACAAAGCGACGCGUGUUUGUUAUUGAGACAAUGGGCGGAUAUUGCGGUUAUCUGGCCACACUUGCUGGCUUGGCCGGUGGCGCCGAUGCUGCCUAUAUAUACGAGGAGAAGUUCUCCAUCAAGGACUUGCAGCAGGAUGUCUACCACAUGGCAUCGAAAAUGGCCGAAGGCGUCUCCCGCGGUCUGAUCUUGCGCAACGAGAAGGCCAGUGAAAACUACACCACCGACUUCAUCUACCGCCUGUAUUCGGAGGAGGGCAAGGGUCUCUUCACUUGCCGCAUGAACAUCUUGGGUCACAUGCAGCAGGGCGGCUCGCCCACACCCUUCGAUCGUAACAUGGGCACCAAGAUGGCCGCCAAGUGUGUCGACUGGCUGGCAACCCAGAUCAAGAAUAACAUCGAUGCCAAUGGAGUGGUUAACUGUAAAUCGACCGAUACGGCAACCCUGCUAGGCAUCGUUGCCCGUCAAUAUCGUUUCAGCCCGUUGGUUGACCUCAUUGGCGAGACCAACUUUGAUCAACGCAUACCGAAGAAACAGUGGUGGCUGCGUUUGCGUCCACUGUUGCGAAUCCUGGCUAAGCAUGACUCUGCCUACGAGGAGGAGGGCAUGUACAUUACUGUCGAGGAGGAGUGCGCCACAGAUGCUGUCGCUUAGACAGUUCGGACAGUUCAAAACAAAAAGAAAAUGUACUACUUAUCAUGCCCAGUGCACAACACAUCGUAGAAUCAAUAUGUUUUAUUUAAAUUUCACACGCGCACAUGCCCAAAUUAACCGAAUGCUGUUAUUCCAUUUGAAUGAGUACACGUCGAUAUAUUAGUAGAAUAAAAAUGUCUCAGCUCAGGUCAAAGUUAA
Drosophila montana is the source of this 3408-nucleotide messenger RNA. It is a transcript of the gene Pfk, whose product is annotated as ATP-dependent 6-phosphofructokinase. The coding region runs from base 112 to 3210 and encodes 1032 amino acids. The record is from RefSeq and is a predicted model, not a curated record. NCBI's taxonomy places the organism in Eukaryota, Metazoa, Arthropoda, Insecta, Diptera, Drosophilidae. Gene Ontology annotation, molecular function: fructose-6-phosphate binding; 6-phosphofructokinase activity; identical protein binding. Gene Ontology annotation, cellular component: 6-phosphofructokinase complex; cytoplasm. The transcript is spliced from 12 exons. Gene Ontology annotation, biological process: fructose 6-phosphate metabolic process; canonical glycolysis; fructose 1,6-bisphosphate metabolic process.